GGUUCGGCGUGCGAGCAACGACUUACGAUGGUCAAAGUCUCAACAUCAAACGAAAACGCCGAGGGCCAACGCAGAGAGAAGGAGCAAUGUCGUCAUCCAGCCGGAUGAGCAAAUUGCUUGAUGUCCCGAUUCACCGCCUUAUGGAGGAGCUAUCCAGAAAGGAGGCAGAGAGCUUAGCUUUGAUUGACUCGUUGCCAGGACGAACAGGGAUUGAACCCGCAUCUAGCUCGGCGAUGCCGACUCGUGAUCUGUGGACUGAUCGAUACAAACCGACCCGGUUUACCGAUUUAAUCGGCGACGAGCGCGUGCAUCGCGAGACUCUAGCAUGGGUCAAACAAUGGGACUUCUGCGUGUUCGGCCCCCAGAAGGUGAUUGGGAAGAAUAAGGGCAAGAAGAGAGCAAGGGAUGAGUGGUCACCCAAUGCGGGAUCCAGCAACCAGGAUCAGGAUUGGGAAGAGAGCAAGGACGAGUGGAAACGUCCAAAAGAAAAGCUCUUGCUUCUUUCAGGUCCUCCAGGCUUGGGGAAAACAACCCUUGCCCAUGUCGUGGCCCAGCAAGCAGGCUAUAGCGUCUUCGAGAUCAAUGCUAGUGAUGCUCGUUCGGGUUCUAUCAUUGACGACCGGAUAAAACCUGCGUUAGAAGCAGGCGCUGCUGUGGGUAAAUCCAAGCCUUACCUCGUCGUGAUAGACGAAAUAGAUGGUGCUACUGGAGCCGGAGAUAAUGCAGGGUCAUUUGUGCAAAAAUUGAUCCAGCUAACAUUCGAUAACCCCAAGAAGAAAGGCCGUAAUAACAAACCCGAGCGUGUUCGGCCGCUCCUCCGGCCCAUCAUAUGCAUCUGCAACGACCUCUACGCCUCCUCCUUGACCAAGUUACGACAACACGCACGAAUAAUUCGGUUCAACCGUCCAAGCGACGUUCAUAUUGUGAAAAGACUGCGAUGGAUUUGCGAGGAGGAAGAGCUUAAGGCUGAGGCCCGUGCACUCAGUGCUCUUGUCGGAAUCGCGAAGGGCGACUUCCGAGGAUGUCUCAACACAUUGCAAUUCAUCAAGGCCCGCAAUCAGGAGGUGUCGGAAAGCGUGGUGCGCGCAGCCACCGCAGGGAUGAAAGAAACCGAUAGCUCUUACAUGUCUGUUCUCGGCGAUCUCUUCGCGCCUAUGACUCGCAAACGUGUCAAAGAGCUGGCCAUUACGGAGACGGAGGAAGCCGCAUAUGUGGGCAGGCUCAGCCGUUCAAUCGAGGCCUGCGGCGCAAUAGACAGAAUCGCACUAGGCUGCUUCGAACACUAUCUCAACUUGCGAAGGCACGAUGCAACGUUCGAUCGAUACGAGAAAGCGGAAGAAUGGCUGGUGACCUAUGACAUGCUGAACGGCGCCAUGCGAACGGAGAGGGAGUAUGCGCUAAUACCGUAUCUUCCAUACUCGAUGGUUGCAUUCUAUCCACUAUUCCAUGAACGAGGGGGUCCAAAGGUGGAACGACCCAAGGUUGACUGGGAGAAUUUCCUUGUCACUCGGACAAAUGAAGAAAUCUACAAAUCACUA
Punctularia strigosozonata HHB-11173 SS5 is the source of this 1538-nucleotide messenger RNA. Its product is annotated as P-loop containing nucleoside triphosphate hydrolase protein. The annotation marks the transcript as partial. NCBI's taxonomy places the organism in Eukaryota, Fungi, Basidiomycota, Agaricomycetes, Corticiales, Punctulariaceae. The record is from RefSeq and is a predicted model, not a curated record. The transcript has 9 exons. Gene Ontology annotation, molecular function: ATP hydrolysis activity; ATP binding.